This is a messenger RNA of Heterostelium album PN500, 1905 nucleotides long. RefSeq names its product Insulin-degrading enzyme. NCBI's taxonomy places the organism in Eukaryota, Evosea, Eumycetozoa, Acytosteliales, Acytosteliaceae. Gene Ontology annotation, cellular component: cytosol; mitochondrion. Gene Ontology annotation, molecular function: metal ion binding; metalloendopeptidase activity. Gene Ontology annotation, biological process: peptide catabolic process. The coding region runs from base 1 to 1905 and encodes 634 amino acids. The record is from RefSeq and is a predicted model, not a curated record. The transcript is spliced from 9 exons.
AUGAUAAUAUUACAAUCACCUAACGAUAGUCGACAACAUAAAUACUUGAAACUCGAUAAUGAAUUGUCAGUGGUAUUAGUAUCUGAUCCAAAUGUCGACCAAGCAUCUGCAUGCCUAUCAGUUGGAGUAGGUUCGCUCUCUAAUCCUGAUGAAUAUCUCGGUUUGGCACACUUCCUAGAACAUAUGCUAUUCAUGGGCACAGAGAAAUACCCAGUCGAGAGUGAAUUCAUCAACUAUGUACUAUCGAAUGGAGGUUCUUAUAAUGGUUCAACAUCAAAUUCAUUAACAACCUAUUAUUUCUCAGUGAAUCAAGCCAAUUUUCAACAAGCAAUCGAUAGAUUUUCAUCUUUUUUCGUAUGUCCUCUAUUCACAGAGAGUGGAACAACCAGAGAAAUUAAUGCUGUAAAUUCUGAACAUAAUAAUAAUCUACAGAAUGAUGAUAGAAGAAGUUAUUUUAUGCAUCUUUUACAAUAUGAAGGACAUCCAUUCGGUAGAUUUGCAACUGGAAAUCUUGAUACGCUGAAAGUUGAAGACGGAUUGAGAGAAAAGAUGUUGGAAUUCUAUAAUAAAUACUAUUCAUCGAAUAUCAUGUAUUUGGCAAUGGUUGGUCGUGAUCCAAUCGAAACACUCGAGUCAUGGGCAAGACAAUAUUUCUCAGCCAUCAGAAAUCUAUCGAUCUCAAGACCGGCCUUCCCAACACUCUCACUGAACAACCAACCCAUAAAAAUAACAAUGGUACCAGUCAAGAAUACAAACAAACUAUCUUUAUAUUGGCCAUUAUCAGAUUCAACCUAUUCACAUUAUAACAAUUAUAAAACUAAUAAUAUUGGUAUUAUAAGUCAUAUAAUUGGUCAUGAAAGUAAGGGAUCUCUUUACUCUGUAUUGCAUCGUAAGGGAUUUGUAUUUUCAUUGUCAAGCAGUGUUAGUAACUAUAAUGAGAGUAUCGAGAUUGUUUCUAUAAAGAUGGAACUAACAGAGUCUGGAAUGAAUAAUAUCGAUGAAAUUGUAUCACUCGUUUAUCAAUACCUUGAUUUAAUCACAUCUGAUCUACCAUCAUACAUUCACGAAGAGAUUAAAAUCAAACAGAAAAUAUCAUGGGAUAAUCUAUCAAAAGUCGAUCCAAAGAGUUAUUCAACUGCUAUCUCUAAUACACUAUCUAAAGUACCAAAUAAUCCAGAAGAUGUGUUAAAGUAUGGUUUCUAUUGUGAGGAAUAUAAACCGGAUCAUAUUACGGGUAUUAUGAAACAGUUGAAACCAGAAUCGAUGGUUAUGAUGGUGUCGUCAAAGAGUUUCGAAGGAAAGACUGAAAGCGUUGAGAAAUACUAUGGUAUCAACUAUACAAAGGAAUUGAUUGGUGCUGACAAGAUUGCGCAGUGGAGAUCGCUGCCAAAGAAUGAUGAUCUCCACUUGAUCGAACCGAAUCGUUUCAUGCCAAAGGAUUUCACUAUUAAGUCGGAGCAGCGCGUCGACGAUGGCAGUGUAGAUGUUCCACAGAUGAUCUACAAUGCCAACGGCGUUAGAUUUGCAUAUCAAGUCGGUGUACGCGAAUCAAACCUAUUCAAUUCAACAACUUCAUUUAGUGUAACCGAUAAGAUUAAUGAAUUAACAAAUCGAUUAACUUUAAGAUGCUUAGGUGACAUUCCAAAGAGUAAGAAAGUAUGUUUGGAGAGUGGUGUUGAAUACAAGCGUAGAAUGCUAUCACCCGAUCCUGAACAAGUAGUCGACUUUUUCCAACAACAUUUCGUAGACACCACCACAAGAAAGCUAUUCACAACACAACUAUACCCUCACUCAAUACCUAUUCCAAAUGAACAAUCAACGGAAUCAUUGAAAAUCAUUGAAAAAGAUGAUGAUUACAUUGAAUUUAAAAAUCGAUCAUUAUUUUAUCCAAAUAAUCUUUGUUAA